GUUGGCGUCACUGCGUCAUUGGCAACGCUUUUCGUGGCGUAUAUUCAGCGAGAUCGCGUCGUCGUCGGCAUGAGAUCGGCUCGCGUUCCGGAGUACGGCGUACACAGUGAUGAGCCAGUGGCAGUCCUCACGUUUCGAAUACCUUGAACGACUUCUCGCAUCGUAAUCCGCAUCUCUUUAUUUACGAUUCGUAUCGUCGACCAUGUCGGCACUUCGCGCGGAGGAUAAGGCCGAGAACGAGGAGGAGAGGCAACACGCGAGCGAAACGGAUACAUCUUGUACCACCACAGCAAAGUCAGAGACGACUAAAGAUACAGACGCGGAGAGUCCUCAAAGUAGGAAGUGCAAGUUGUCGCCGGAUCGCGAGCGGCCGUCCAAAGUAGCAAAGCGCGAUAUUGAAGAAGAUGCCUCGUCUGCUAGUACAAGCGUACCCUCAGAUCUAACGACGUCCGGAAGUAAUGAGAAAGAUAAGGAUGCUGAUGUAAACAGGACCCUUGACAAUACAGCCUUGGUAGCGGACCAUUACAAUGCGCUUGAAGAGAAGGGUCUUUCGCAGAGAAAUCAGAGUCGCAUCGUGUAUAUGAGGAAUUUUAACAACUGGAUUAAAAGCAUGCUCAUAAAUGAGUAUGUAGUCAAAGUGAGACAAGGCAAGAGUUUUGGCGCUUCGCUUAGAGUAAUGGACAUGUGCUGCGGUAAAGGCGGAGACCUUCUUAAAUGGAAAAAGGCCAAUAUCUCACACCUGAUAUGCGCGGAUAUAGCACAAGUGUCGUUGGAACAGUGUCAGCAACGGUACAAUGACAUGGUGAAUAAGAAAGGUUCCAAAGACAGAGGUUUUGCUCCCAUUUUUAGCGCGGAGUUCAUAACGGCUGAUUGUACAAAGGUUCGUUUGAGGGAAAAGUUCAUGGAUCCCAGUAUGCAGUUGGACUUUGUUAGCUGCCAGUUCUCUUUUCACUACAGUUUUGAGUCUCUACCGCAGGCAGAAUGCAUGCUCCGGAACGCCGGCGAGAGUCUCAAGCCAGGUGGCUACUUUAUCGGAACCAUUCCAGAUGCGUACGAUUUAGUGUAUGUUUUUCUUCCUCUUCUUUAUAUUCACCUUAAAAAAGACCUGUCUAAAGGUUAA
Messenger RNA from Temnothorax curvispinosus, 1120 nucleotides. RefSeq names its product mRNA cap guanine-N7 methyltransferase-like (gene Rnmt). Gene Ontology annotation, molecular function: mRNA 5'-cap (guanine-N7-)-methyltransferase activity. Gene Ontology annotation, biological process: 7-methylguanosine mRNA capping. The transcript has 6 exons. The record is from RefSeq and is a predicted model, not a curated record. Lineage: Eukaryota; Metazoa; Arthropoda; Insecta; Hymenoptera; Formicidae. Gene Ontology annotation, cellular component: nucleus. The coding region runs from base 203 to 1120 and encodes 305 amino acids.